AGGUGGGAGAACUUUGACACUGAGAGGGCAGAGGACAGGUUUGUGAUUUGAAGAUAGGAGAGGAUUCAGAGAGAGAGUGAGAGAUAGGUAGACAGACAGAAAGAGAGAGAGAGAACAGAAAUACUAAGCUUGACAAAGUCAGGAGUUAUAAACAACAUAACUACCCCCCAGGCAAAGGAAAAAGAACUAGAAAAGAGAAUUGAGAGGAUUGUACUGAGAGCUGAUUAUCCUGACAAGUUGUAAAACACUUUGACUGUGGGAUUGUCAUUGUGUAAAACUUCGAUCUGGAUGGGAAUUCCUGCUGUGUGUUUCAGAUUGGGAUUAUUCCAUGAAUGCCUGGAUACUGUUAUUGUUAGCUGAUGUCGCUGGGCUCUGAGGGCAUCACCGUGGCGAUGACAGCCCUUUUCCGAGGAAAAUGGGGUUUCAAGACUCAAGAGGCCCCCAAAUCUCGGAUGCCUCCGGCCCACCUGGCUAGUCCAGAUGAAGAUGAUGACGAUGAGGAUGCAUUAUCCAGAGCUCCAAUUCGCAGGAAUUCACGUUUUUACCGCUCAAUGAGAAAGAAAAAGUUAUCCUCAUCUUCAGAACAGGCAGAAAGCCCCUCCUCCUCUCCCAAACUAGCUGUGGACCCCGCCUCCUGCAAUAGGCUCAGCCCGUCUGCGGCAUAUCAAUCCCCCCUCUCUCCCAGAAUGCACCAUCCACCUUCUCACUCUGGAAUCUCGUUGCUGAGCAACGGGAGUACUGUUCUGGGAGGAACUCGGUCUCGGUCUCCGUUAGCGACUCCGGGAGAUUGGUCGCGUAGACAAGAAAUGGAAGAGCUGAGUGAACGGACAACAAGUGCCUGCACGGUGCAGGACAAUGACUCUCAUAACACUGCCGACCCUGACAACAUCACUCUCCGGUUGACGAGGAAUGGUGACAGUCCACAGAAGAUAGCGGUGCAGAGUUCCUGCCGCAAUCUCAACAUUGUGAAAAAUGUUGAUGUUCUGUAUCAAGAAUACCGUGACACCUCUAAGCAGCAGGAGAUCGAGCAGCGACGGCAAAGAGAUGGGCUUCCAACUGCAGAGUCAGGGUUCACAUCUGCGCCUGCAUUGCAGCUUCAGUUGAGGAACAGUGCACAUUCACUCAGCCUCUGGCAAAACUUGGAGGCUGUGAAGAACAGUGGACUACUGAAAACACUGGAACCAAAAGAAAUAAUAGUGCAGGAGGCCAUGUUUGAAUUGGUGACCUCCGAGGCAUCGUACUACAAAAGUCUGGAGCUGCUCGAGUCACACUUUCUACGCAAUCCUCUUCUUGUCAACACUUUAAGUCAAUCGGACAUGCACUUUCUGUUCUCAAACAUUGAGGACAUCAUGAAGGCAAGCGAGAGGUUCCUCAUGGAUUUAGAGCACAGGAUCGAAGAGUCUAUCCAGAUCUCAGAUGUGUGUGACAUUGUUCAUUUUCACACUGUUAACUACUUCCAAGCUUUCAUCAGCUAUGUCAUCAACCAGGCAUAUCAGGAGAAGAACUACCGACGGAUACUACAAGAAAAUUCUCUUUUCCGGGAGCAUAUGUCCACUCUGGAGAAUCAGUCUAAAGUGAAGGGCCUCUCGUUUACCUCCUUCCUCAUCCUCCCUUUUCAGCGAAUCACACGACUCAAACUACUUGUUCAGAAUAUUCUUAAGAAGGUGGAAGAAAAUUCAGAGAGAGAAAAGACUGCCAUAUUGGCUCAUCAAGAGUUGGAAAGGAUUGUGAAGGAGUGUAAUGAAGGCGUGCGGAAGAUGAGUCGCACUGAGGAGCUGAUCAGCAUUGAAAAAACACUUGAAUUCAAGUUAAAGUCAGUGCCUGUGAUUUCACACUCUCGCUGGCUCCUGAAGAAGGGUGAAGUCCAGCAGAUGUCUGGACCCAAGAGCACUAGGACCAUGCGCAGCCGCAAGCUAUACCACCCCAUUUACCUGUUCCUGUUUAAUAACCUGCUGCUCAUCACUAAACGCAGCUCCAGUGGAGAGAAGUACCAGGUUCUGGACUCUUGCAGUCGCUCCAUGUUGAGGACUGAAGAUCUGGAAGAUCAGGGUCAAAUGUUGGCUUAUGCUUUUGUGCUGAAACUACUGGAGAACCAGGAGGACAGACAAGUCAGCUACAUGCUCAAGACUGAAAGCAUGAGUGAUAAACUGCGCUGGAUAUAUGCUUUGACUCCAAACCGCCGUACAAGGUUCCUCUCAACCAGUGCUCACCAACCAGAUUCUCCUCAGGUACAGUGCAUUCAGUCCUAUUCCUCUCAGGAGCCUGAUGAACUUUCUAUAGAAAUGGCUGAUGUGCUUCACAUUCUGGAGUGUACCGAUGAUGGCUGGGUGUUGGGUGAAAGGUUGCAUGAUGGAGAGCGGGGUUGGUUCCCAAUCCGUGUUGUAGAGAGGAUUAUGAGCGCUGAAGUUCGGGCUCAAAACCUGAAAGAGUGUCAACGGAUUCAACAGGCUCAGGAAGGAGCGCAGGGGACCAGAGCCACCUCUAGGGGGCGCCGUGCGUCUAAGAGUCCCCAGUACACUCCAUCCUGGACUGACGUGUAGAUUAGGAGCAAGAAAUGACAUCCCAUUUGUUCGCUCAUUCCUGACCCAGUAACCAGAAAGUAAUGCCAUCUAGAUGUCACAGUUGCAUUGGAUCCAUGGGCUUUGGUCACCGAUAGUCAUUAUAUGUCCAGUGUUUAACAACUACAUGUCUGAUGUCAUACUUUUGACUUGGCAGAGUCUUGAAACAGCUCUUGCACUAUAAGCACUUGUAUUUUUGAAUCGCUUCUUCCAUUGAGUCAUAACACACUGUACACAUGAAGGAUUUCAACUUACGCAAUCAUAUACAGGGACCGGUUUCCAUAGUUCACACAUAUGAGAUGAACUGAGAGCAGGAGGGAGGGGAAACGAAAGAAAUUAAAUACUACAUCAGGACUUUUGUAAAGACAUUAUGCUUCUCUCCAAAAUGAUGUAUUAAAAGUGCAUGGUCACACCUUACUGACAAUACAGGUUUUAAUUUUUUACCUCUGAGGACAAGAAAUUGUACUGUACCAUAUUGAGCUCAUUCUCCUCCCAUCAACUUGAAGAUUAAAAAAGGAGCUAAAAACAAAGUUAAUGCAAAUAUCUCGCUUUUAAUUGGAAUUGUUUGUGAAUAUGUUGUCCUUGAACAUGGAAGGAUGCAAAGCAAAUAAAAGAAAAUUAAGGCCUUUGAGAUUUGCACAAGUUGCAUGUAAGUGUUUGACACAAGCACAAUUACACACAUACACAUCAAACAUUGUUUUACUUACACAAACACAUAUUCACGCAAAAGGCGAGUAAUCUCGCUGAACCAAGAGAGAAUGUAUCUUCCAUGAGAGAACUAAACUUGCUGUUCAGCUGGAGUAGGUGUUUUUGUAGUUUACGCUGUGUGCAUGUUCAUAUGAAAACUUGUCAUGUUUAAAUGUGUGGAAAAAAGGUAAUUGCCAAAAUAAUUGUCCCAUUUCAUUUUGUAAAAAGAUAAUUUAUUGUUAAUAAAAAAUAAAUCUUAAAUGUUGAGG
Molecule: messenger RNA, 3514 nt
Organism: Xyrauchen texanus (razorback sucker)
Lineage: Eukaryota; Metazoa; Chordata; Actinopteri; Cypriniformes; Catostomidae
Product: ephexin-1-like
Exons: 15
Coding region: 360-2540 (726 amino acids)
Biological process (GO): activation of GTPase activity
Molecular function (GO): guanyl-nucleotide exchange factor activity; protein binding
Source: RefSeq, a predicted model, not a curated record